This is a messenger RNA of Saccostrea cuccullata (small rock oyster), 2203 nucleotides long. Its product is annotated as ankyrin-1-like. The transcript has 3 exons. Gene Ontology annotation, biological process: protein localization to ciliary inversin compartment. Bases 24 to 1769 code for a protein of 581 amino acids. Gene Ontology annotation, molecular function: protein binding. Gene Ontology annotation, cellular component: ciliary inversin compartment. The record is from RefSeq and is a predicted model, not a curated record. NCBI's taxonomy places the organism in Eukaryota, Metazoa, Mollusca, Bivalvia, Ostreida, Ostreidae.
CAAGAUAUGAAUUAACUACAGAAAUGAGGCGUGCCCAGGCGCACCUGUAUGAGCGAGUGGUUCGCGGGGAUGAUGACAUUGAACUACUGUUUCAGAAAUACAAAGGAAUCCUCGACACGGACAUUAUUGUUUGUUCCAAUUUUACCUGUAAUUGUGGACGAAACUUCUUUGAGAGCCACCCAUUAAAUCACGGGAAUGCUUUGGAGGAAGGUUUAGAUACUGUGUUGGACUUCAUAACACGAGGAAGUUGCUCCUGUGGAGCAGAAAAUCCAAGCCACUUCAAAAAUCACUUUUCCUCCCUACGAUUGGUCCAUGCUGCUGCAGGGUUUGGACACACAAAAAUUCUCUCAUUGUUGAACAAAUAUGGCUGCAACAUGAAUGCUACAACAGAACAAUGUCAGAGAACACCUCUUUCCUAUGCAGUGCGGUCUCGACAAUUAUGUGUCAUAGACUACCUGAUUGGUUUAAGACUGGAUGUUAACGUUCCAUUUCUUAUAGACAAUACCAGUCCAAUGCAUGAGGCCGUACAGUUACGUUAUGUGGAUGUUGUAAAAAAGCUAUUAAAAGCCAAGACUAUUAACAUAAACCAGAAAAAUGCAAAGGAUGAGUCCCCUCUUAUUCUUGCUGCCAAGUACCACUUACACGAGGCAUUUCUUGCUCUGCUUGAAGCAGGGGCGGACUGCAAUAUCCAGGACAGAAAAGGCAACACUGCUCUGAUGAUGGGGGUGGUCCGCGGUAUGGAGUAUGUCAAGCCACUGAUAGAGAGAGGGGCUAAAGUUAACAUUAUAAACCACAGGGAUCAGUCUGCCUUAUCAUUUGCCCUACACCUGGAAAACACAGAAAUGGUGUCAUACUUGCUUGAGAAUGGAGCUGACCCUGACGUCAUGUCAAGUGAUGGCACUCCACCCAUUGUUUUUGCCAGUAUUACAGGUGCAUAUGAUAUCACUCAGAAGCUGGUUAAACAUGGAGCAAAUGUGACAUCUAAAAAUGUACAAGGCUAUACUGCCCUACAUGUGGCUGCUUGGAAUGGAUACUGCAACAUUGUGCAGCUGCUUCUAGACUCAGGAAUGAGUCACGAUACACGCACAGAAGAUGGGAACACCCCUCUGUCACUGGCUGCCCAUGGAAACCAUACUGCUGUGAUCGAUAUGUUGCUCCCUCUGGGCUGUAAUGUCAACAAUGCAGACAAGGACGAUGAUACCCCACUUCUUUAUGCUUCUUUUAACAAAAAUCUGGAAAUGGUCACCAAAUUAGUCAAUGCUGGUGCCAACCCAGAUUGUAAGAACAAGCAUAAUACCACGCCUCUGUGGAACGCGGUGUAUAAAAAUGAUCUGAGUACAAUCAAAUAUUUAAUUGUUAAGAAUGUGGAGCUUGAGGUGGUCUCCUGUGGAAUAGAUCAGCAUGCCCAGUCUGAUGUGGCUACCUUGAUUUACCCAGAACCCCGCUCUGUGAUAUAUGUGGCGGCUCACCAGACCAGUAUUGACGUUCUGAUGACUCUAACUCUGGCCGGGUACAAUAUCUACCGGGAGAGCUGGAUCACAGCCCGGGAAUUCCCCGCUGACAGUCCUAUCCUCCACAGACAACAACAAAUGUUUUUGAAUAAUUUUGCCACCUCACCUCCAAGCCUUUUGGCCAUCUGUCGGAACUUUUUUAGAAGAAGAUUUAGGAGGAAUGUCAUUCCUUGUGUUAAUUCACUUGACAUUCCACAGGACCUGAAGGACAAUCUGACCUUGAAAUAUUUCAUUUCUGAAGAGUUCUUUAAAAUGUAGAGAUUCCUUUAGGUCUAAAAAGAAAAAAAACCCUGUGUUUUAUUUUACCAGUGCUCUUUUUAAUAUACCUGUGUACAUAGUUUCUUAACAUGAAGUGAAUUACUAGAAUAUUUAUUAAGAAAAUUGCUUAAUGUGUAUGUUAAGUGUAAAUGCAAUGCAGAGUUUUUCUUUGUACAUACCGAUAUUUAUUUAUUUUUUUCUAGAAUGAAAAAUCAAUUCCCUCCCCAAAUACACCAUGUAGAUAUAAAUUUAUUAUUGCUACUGUUAUUAAAUUUUGAGGGUUCUUUCUGAUAGUUUUAUCAUACUUUCCUGAUUUUUGAUGUUUGCAUGCAUGGUGUACAGCACCUUAUUUCAUUACAAUUAAUCAUUAAGAUUUUUUUUAAUUUAUCUGAAUCUCCACUUUACCAGUAGUAAAUGUAUUGAGUGAGCCUGUC